Molecule: messenger RNA, 1473 nt
Organism: Drepanopeziza brunnea f. sp. 'multigermtubi' MB_m1
Lineage: Eukaryota; Fungi; Ascomycota; Leotiomycetes; Helotiales; Drepanopezizaceae
Source: RefSeq, a predicted model, not a curated record
AUGGUGUUCUCCACCAGUACUCAUCCUAGUGCACCAUCCACAGCGUCCAUAGAUAUAGACGGCCCUCCCGACUUAGUUUAUAAAGGCGUUUAUGUUGCAAACAAGCCCGACAACACUCUUUGGGAUGUCGCUUUUAAGAACGGUCACAUCAGCGCUCUGGACGAGCACAAGGUGCCAGAUCAAGAGCACAUCACCGAAAAGCAUCAUGAUGGAGACCAUCAUCGUGGCACCAAGUUCUUGUGUCCUUCUCUGUGCCAUCCGCAUAUACACCUUGACAAGUGCUUCCUGCUCUCCCAUCCAAAGUACUCGGAUCUGGAGAUCAAGGACGGUGACUUUGCCGAAGCAAUGAAGUUGACAAGCGAGGCAAAGCGCAGAUACGAGGUAGAUGACUUGAUCGAAAGAGGCCAAGCUUUGAUCGAAGAGAGUAUCGAACUGGGAGUCACCCAUAUGAGGGCAUUCGUUGAAGUUGAUCUUGUGGUUCAAAUGAAAUGUCUCGAUGCCGGUCUGGCACUCAAGGAGAAGUUCCAGGAUCGUAUAUAUAUGCAGAUUUGCGUCUUUGCUCAGGACCCAAUUGUCAGUUAUGGAGACAAUGGAAAGGCGAUGAUGGAGUUACUUGAAGUUGCUGCCAACAGACACGGUGUCUCUUGCUUUGGGAGUACACCGUAUGUUGAGAAGGAUGGGGAUCGCAUUAAGCAGCUGGCCAACAUAGAAUUUGCUAUUAAGACAGCCAUGCGUUGUAAACUUCACCUCGACUUCCAUAUCGACUAUAACCUGGAUCCAAACCAGCCCAGUAUGGUUGGGGAGACCAUAGAGCUCUUGCAUAAGAUGAAGUGGCCCACGGAUUGCAACGAACACUUGUACCGCUCGAUUAUUUUUAGCCACUGCUCUCGUCUUACCCUGUUCAGCCAACAUGAAUGGCUGGAACUACGUCGCAAGAUACUAGGAUUGCCGGUCUCUUUCAUUGGACUGCCUAAUUCAGAUCUCUUUAUGAUGGGCCGACCAGGAAAAGAGGACGUGGAACAAACUACCCAGAGAGUUCGUGGCACCUUGCAGGUCCUCGAUAUCAUCCAGAGAUAUGCCAUGAAUGCAGCAAUAGGAAUCAAUAACGUCGGAAACGCAUUCACGCCUCACGGCAGCUGUGAUCCACUUAGCCUGGCGAGUUUUGGUCAAUGCGUCUCCCAUCGGGCCAAGACGGCCAUAGGAAUCCGUCUGACGAUCGCCAACGAGAUUGAUAUUGACGUUGGAGACGAAGCACACUUCAUCAUCUUCGGCAACGAGAAUCCCAGCCGGCCGUUCAGAACGAGGAAGACGAUUCAGGAUGUGGUUUGCGAUCCGAGCCGAGACCGAACAACGAUUUACAAAGGGAAGGUCGUCAGCAACACAAGUAGAGAGUCCGCCGGGAUCGGCAGCUGUGCCUUACGAGGCUAUGGGGAGUCGCUUAUCUUAUCACUUGAUGCAUCGAGAGCUGGCUAA